Messenger RNA from Helobdella robusta, 990 nucleotides. RefSeq lists its product as hypothetical. The transcript has a single exon. Gene Ontology annotation, molecular function: catalytic activity. Lineage: Eukaryota; Metazoa; Annelida; Clitellata; Rhynchobdellida; Glossiphoniidae. The coding region runs from base 1 to 990 and encodes 329 amino acids. The record is from RefSeq and is a predicted model, not a curated record.
AUGUCUGAUUCAAUUUUGUCAAUGAACGUUAAUCCAAGUAAGCAUUGCAAAAUUUUUAUUAAUGAUGAAAACUCUCAGCAAAAUAUUGCCAACAUAUGUAAGAUUUAUGAUGUAAAUGAUUUUAACUCUGAAAUGAAAAUAAUUAAAAAUCAAUUUAAUCAAAAUUUAUUCAAUAUCCUACAUAUAAACGUAAGAAGUUUGUUGAAAUCUGAUGACAUUUAUGAUUUCUUGCGAGAAUUGAAUUUUGAGAUUGAUGUUCUCGCAAUUUCUGAAAGUUGGCUCAAUGACAGCAACGAAAAUUUGAUUAACAUUAACGGAUAUGUCUUUAAAGGUAAGCACCGAAGAAUAAAACACGGUGGAGGAGUCGGCUUUUACAUAAAAAACAAUUUAGAUUACAAAAUCCGAGACGACAUAACAAGUAUAAAAAAUGAAUUCGAAUUUCUCGUUCUAGAAAUAAUAAACAGACCUAUCACAAAAAUUGUUUUAAUCAUUGUGACAUACCGACCACCAACUUAUGAUGUCAAUUCGUUCAUCGAAUGUUUAGAUGAUAUUUUGCUGGUUGCAAAUCAUGAAAACAAAUUAAUAAUAGUUGCAGGUGAUUUCAACAUUGACCUGUCAGAAAGUAACAACAACAACAAUAAGUUCAAUUUUUUGCAACUUAUGAACAGCUACAGUUUACAACAAACAAUAACAAUUUCGACAAGAGUAGAAUGCAAUCGACAAUCUAUUAUUGACAUCUUCACAAACAUUCCUGAAAACAUCUUGGUUUCCGGCGUUAUUUCUCACUGUCUUUCCGACCACCAGCCAGUUUUUUCAUCAAUCAAUCUUUCAAAAAAAAUGUUUAUGUUUCCUGAAAAAAGAAAUGCUCCAUCAGUAAAAUUUUCUUAUUCAACAAACAGAAUCAACAAUCUAAAUCAACGUCUCAGUCAGGUGAACUGGCAAGUCGUAUAUGAGAGCGCAAAUAUUGAAAAGGCAUUCAAACUUUUAUAA